AAAAUUAAAGUAUAAUAACUGUGGCAGAAAAACAGAGGUUAGUUCAACGACUCACACAACCAUUUUCUCACGUGUCAUUCAUCUCCUCUAUCUUCUCCUCCUCAUUAUCAAUCAAUUUUACAGAACAAACAUCACAAAACUCACAAACCACAACAAUGAAGGUAACGAAGCGACCGAUCUACGCCGUCUCUAAAUGGCUCCGCCGCCAACCGCCCAAAAUGAAGCUCUUUCUGGCGGUUCUCUCCGGGCUUAUAGUUCUGCUUUUUCUUCGCAUGGUUGUUCACGACCACGAUAGCCUCUUCAUAGCCGCUGAGUUUGUGCAUGCAUUGGGAAUUUGCCUCCUCAUUUAUAAACUCGCUCAGGAAAAAACAUGCGCCGGACUCUCACUCAAAUCACAGGAACUCACAGCUAUAUUUCUAGCUGUUAGACUAUACUGCAGUUUUGUCAUGGAAUACGAUAUACACACCUUACUCGAUACUGCAACAUUAGGGACAACCCUCUGGGUUAUUUAUAUGAUACGUUUCAAACUGAAAUCCAGUUAUAUGGAUGAUAAGGACAACCUUGCAAUAUACUAUGUGGUGAUUCCUUGUGCUGUACUGUCUUUGUUCGUUCAUCCCACAACCCAGCAUCAUACUAUUAACCAGAUUUUCUGGGCUUUUUGUGUUUAUCUUGAAGCUGUAUCAGUUCUACCUCAAUUGCGAGUCAUGCAGAACACUAAGAUUGUUGAACCAUUCACAGCACACUAUGUUUUUGCCCUUGGAAUUGCAAGGUUCUUGAGUUGUGCACAUUGGGUCCUCCAGGUAUUAGAUACCCGCGGUCAACUACUAACUGCUUUGGGUUAUGGAUUGUGGCCUUCUAUGGUACUUGUAUCAGAAAUUGUCCAAACCUUCAUCCUGGCAGAUUUUUGCUACUACUACAUCAAGAGCCUUGUUGGGGGACAGCUCGUUGUUCGGCUUCCUUCAGGAGUUGUGUAAUUUUAACUUUCAUUUUUCAGUUUCCUUCAAGUUGGAUUCUCCUUUUGAUGCGAUAUCGAUUUAGGUCAUUGUUAACAGAGGUCAGAAUGUAAUAUAUGUGUAACUCAGACAUUUAAUACAAGUUAGUUUAUCCUCAUAUUUCUUCUCUGUGAUCACUUUUUCACAUUUAAAAAAUAAUAAUUAUCAUAUCUCCCGGGACGGCAAUUUGAGACUAUUCCUUAGUCCACUAUCUUAACUGAAAGGCCUCAAAAUAUAACUUAUUUGAAACUAUAGAUAACUUUCAGUACCCAAAUCUCUCCUUGUACAAUAUAUUGGCUAGUGGCUAUAUUCUGGGAUUCUAGAAAAUGCUGGUGGCUGAUUUUACUCACUUCCAAAUUCCAAGUUCUUUCAUUGGGUAUCAACAAAAUUUGAACUUUCAUAUUGGAAAGACCAUUUGGGCGAAGGGAAAUUCGAUGUAUCUAUCAGUUGUCUAUUGUUGUGAAUAGGACUGUUAAAGAAAAGUAAAGAGCUUGUGAUUGUAUCUGCUGCA
This is a messenger RNA of Vicia villosa (hairy vetch), 1503 nucleotides long. RefSeq lists its product as uncharacterized. The transcript is spliced from 6 exons. Lineage: Eukaryota; Viridiplantae; Streptophyta; Magnoliopsida; Fabales; Fabaceae. Gene Ontology annotation, molecular function: ER lumen protein retrieval receptor activity. Bases 156 to 974 code for a protein of 272 amino acids. The record is from RefSeq and is a predicted model, not a curated record. Gene Ontology annotation, cellular component: membrane. Gene Ontology annotation, biological process: protein retention in ER lumen.